Messenger RNA from Colossoma macropomum (tambaqui), 2046 nucleotides. RefSeq names its product TRIO and F-actin binding protein a (gene triobpa). The coding region runs from base 598 to 2046 and encodes 482 amino acids. Gene Ontology annotation, molecular function: actin filament binding. The transcript is spliced from 12 exons. NCBI's taxonomy places the organism in Eukaryota, Metazoa, Chordata, Actinopteri, Characiformes, Serrasalmidae. The record is from RefSeq and is a predicted model, not a curated record. Gene Ontology annotation, cellular component: actin cytoskeleton. Gene Ontology annotation, biological process: actin filament organization; positive regulation of substrate adhesion-dependent cell spreading.
UGAUUUUGUACAAAAUUGUCACGUUUACUUUUCAGGCUGGUCCUCACAAAGUGCUAAAAACAAACAUAAAGAGAGUCAGACACACACAAAACGCAACCCCUAGGUAGGAGGUAGGUAGUGGUGUCCAGUUUCUAGCUCAGGAGCCUGUAUCCAGGCCUGCAACGGGGAAAUUAGCUCCACACAGGCGUUUCUCCUUCUUUUAGCAUUUACUGUGAUGAAAUCAGCAGGUUUAUGUCAGUCAGUGUACAGCACUCCAUCUUCAGUGAAUGUCUCUUGCCGGCGCUAAACUAGACGGAAACUGAGUAAGGAUCACGUGACCAGCUGUCAGACCGCAAACAGAGAACUGGUAGUUUUAACUUGCACGAAUUUUCACGGAACAGCCGGUAAGACUCGCUGAGAGACAGCGAGGCGGGCCUGUUUGUGCCUGUGCACCUUGGAGCAGCUCUACGUUGCCGGACGAGAAUAGCUCUAUCGCGGGAGAGAUGCACUAGUAUGAGUCUUCUCAUACAGUAGACUCACCACGGAAACUGGUUCAACUGCCUGACAAGUUUUUUUCUUCCUUUUUCACGCCAUCCACCGGCUUCACAUCCUCCAACAAUGACGCUUGACCCUCUGGACUUUAAAAAGGGAUGGAUGUGCCUGUUGGACGACACGGCGGAGUGGAGGAAGUUCUGGUUUGUGCUUGACAACUCUGGACUAAAAUACUACACUGACCCUGAAUCUGAGGAGAGGGAUGAGCCAGAUGGAGAGAUUGAUGUUCGUCGUUGUGUGAGAGUGGUGGAGUUUGAGGCUGAUAAGAACUAUGGUCUCCAGAUACAUACACAAGACGGAGAAGUAACCUUAUCAGCCAUGACUUCACGCAUCAGGAGGAACUGGAUCGACAUUCUGCAGAGACACAUCAGAUCCACUGGAUCACCUGAUAUCACAGCGCACAUGAACAGCAGUGACAGCGAUAAGGACACCUCUCCUUCACAUCCAGAUCAACAUAAUUCGGGUUCAGAGGUUAUGAACCUGAUGCAGGAUGAGCCGGACAUGAUGUCAUCACCGUCAACCAAUCAGCGGGAGGCAGGAGUGGGGCGAGAUAAGGAGCAAGAAAAACGUCUGGAGGACAGAACUAAGUGGUUCCAGGAAGGACUCUUGGACAGAGAGGGCGAGAGCCCAUGGGAUAAAGUGCAGUUGAAGAAAGGUACGGUGGCCUCAGUGACUCAUAUGAUGCCACAGAUCUCUGAGACCCUGAUAGGGACAGACAUUGAGAAGAAAUGGGAGGAUUUUGAGAAGAUUCCUUUCGGAGAGAUGAAGUUGAUUUCGUCAAAUGGCUCACAGGCUCAACCAGCAACCAGUGAGGCACUACAGAGAGAGGUCCUGUCUCUGAGACAGCAUAUUGAGGCUCUGCGUAAAGGCAGAAUCGGAGCUGGACUCGUCGUCCCCUGCGGCCCGGACGCACCCUGCACCUCCAGACUGGAGCAAAUAGAGAGAGAGCACAGAGACAGACUGCAGGAGAUGGAGAGAGAGCACGAGAGAGAGAGGAGAGAGAUGGAGAGAGAGAGAGAGCAGCUGCUGAAGGAGGAAGCACAGAAUGCCAUACAGGCCAUGGAGGCUCUGAGGAAGGCCCAUCAGGAAGAGCUGGAAAGAGUGAGAGGAGGACAACAGACAGACUCCACACUACUACUGCCGGAGUCUGUGUCUCUGCAGCAGGAGCUGGAGGGUCUCUCUGAGCGGUACUCUCAGCGGUGUGUGGAACUGAGCCGAGUGGAGCACACCGCAGGACAGAAACACACACUGAUCCAGGAAAAGGAGAGAGAGGUGCAGCAGCUGCGCAAAGAGAACCAGGAGCUGCAGGCGCGUCUGACUGAGGAGAUGAGCCUCAUGCGAUCCUUCAUCACUGGUCAAAAGUCGGGGGUCGUCUCCAUCGGCAGUUAUGAGCACAGUUCCUCGAAGUUAGAGAUGUUAUUGAGAGUGAAGGAGAAUGAGAUUGAGUACUUACAUAAGGAAAUCAACUGUCUCAGGAACGAGAUCCAAUCUCUAACUAAGAGAAAACCAGCUUAG